Messenger RNA from Limanda limanda (common dab), 454 nucleotides. RefSeq names its product protein PIGBOS1. NCBI's taxonomy places the organism in Eukaryota, Metazoa, Chordata, Actinopteri, Pleuronectiformes, Pleuronectidae. The record is from RefSeq and is a predicted model, not a curated record. The transcript has 2 exons. The coding region runs from base 166 to 324 and encodes 52 amino acids.
GCAGAAGAAGAACGCAUUGGACUGCUGUAUGUUGUGAUCUUGGAGGAUCUGGUUCAUGUGUCCACCUCCAGGUGCCUCUGUCGGUUCGGGUGUGUGUGUGUUUUACAGACAAACCGUCUCGUCGGAUCAUCUGUUGUCUCAAGACGACACCAGAUUAAAGGAAUCAUGUUUAGACGAAGAGUACCUUUCCCACAGAUGGCCUUGGCCAUGCUGCUAGGAGUUGCUGGAGGUUUAUAUGUCUACAGACCUUUUUUUGAGCCUGCGCUGAAAAAGCCAAGUAAGCAAAACCCGGGAGAGAUGAAGAAAGAGACAGAAACAGACUGAAACAAAUCAUCACUUCACAGACAGAAGCCAGGAUUGUCAGAGCUGGAGGCCGAACAAAAGACAAGACCUGUGUGGAUAAAUGUGCUCUGUGUUGUUGUAAAUGUACAGAAUAAAAUAAUUGAUAAUUUGA